UUAGCAUUUUAAGUACGUCACUUCCGGUUAUAUUAUGAGAAUAAAAAUUAGGAGCCGAUAUGUCAAAAUGUUAGUGUAGGUGCGCUUUUAUCCGCUCUUUACCACAUUCCUGUUUAAAUGAACAUUUUUAGAUAAAAGUGAGUUUUCCUACCACAUCAAAGAUGAAGAAGAACAUGAAAGGACUUACUCUCCCGGGCGGAGAAAAUACGACCCCGCCAGCCCCUGGCCCUGCUGCAGGGGACCAACUCGAUAAACCCAACAAUGAGAUCAGUGGAAUCGACCUACAGGAUUUACAACAAAGAGUGAAAGAAAUGGACAUCAAUGAGCAACAAAGAGAAAGACUUGAAACAUUCCUGACUCAGAAACAACAAGUGGGAGAGCUGACCCAGGAAAAUGACUUUGAGAAGCUUGGGGAACUUGGGGCAGGAAAUGGGGGUGUUGUCAUGAAGGUCAUUCACAAACCCUCUGGGAUUAUUAUGGCCAGAAAGCUAAUCCAUUUAGAAAUCAAGCCAGCUGUCCGCAAGCAGAUAAUCCGAGAACUUAAAGUACUUCAUGAGUGUAACUCUCCAUUUAUUGUGGGUUUCUAUGGGGCUUUCUACAGCGAGGGAGAAAUUAGUAUUUGUAUGGAGUAUAUGGAUGGAGGAUCAUUAGAUUUAAUACUUAAGAAAGCUGGCCGGAUUCCCGAACCAAUCCUAGGAAAAUUAACAGUAGCGGUUUUAAAAGGAUUAAGCUAUCUUAGAGAGAAACAUCAAAUAAUGCACAGAGAUGUAAAACCUUCCAAUAUAUUAGUCAAUUCAAGGGGUGAAAUUAAAAUAUGUGAUUUUGGAGUUAGUGGACAACUCAUUGAUUCCAUGGCCAAUUCCUUCGUAGGAACAAGGUCCUACAUGUCGCCGGAGCGACUACAAGGGACUCACUACUCUGUACAAUCUGAUAUCUGGAGUCUGGGUCUGUCCCUCGUAGAGAUGGCUAUUGGUCGUUACCCCAUCCCUCCACCCUCCCCAGAGGAUUUGGCCAGUAUAUUUGGGGAGAAUGCAAUGGCUGAACACAUGGAAGCUGCUAAAACAGGGAAACCCCUAAAGGGCUCAGACAGAAAUAGUUUUAGCUUUCCUGGUCCGCCUGGCACAGAGGGCCCUCGUCCGAUGGCCAUUUUUGAGCUUUUAGAUUAUAUUGUUAACGAGCCUCCCCCAACACUACCCAAAGGAAAAUUCUCUGACCUAUUCAUAGACUUUGUUGAAAAAUGUUUGAAGAAGAAGCCAUCAGACCGAGCAGAUCUUCAAUCAUUAAUGAGCCACCCAUUUGUCACACGAUCAGAGGAGGAAGUCAUGGACAUUGGGAAUUGGGUCUGUAAGGUAAUGAACAUCAAGCCAGAACAGAAGAACAGUUAAACACCAAGCAGCAUUCCAAGCCAGCCAUGUAUCUCAGUGGUUCUACAUAUACCCCAUAUUCCUCCAAUGUCAAUUAUCAUAUGUCUUGUACAGUCUGUCAUAGCUGAGUAACUUGAGUUAUCUUGAAAACACUUAGUAUUAACUUUAAUUUUAUAAAUUUGAAUCCUUUUCCUCCUCAGAAGUGAUUAAUGUGUAUUAAAAUACUGACAGUAAAUUUUUGUAAGCAACACAUAAUAUAUUUUUUGAAAAUACAUGUACAAUAACUGCAAACAUUUCUCUUCAAUCAAUGGGCAUUACUCAGAAUAUUAAGGAUUACCUUUCACAUGCAGUAAGAAUUUUUUUCCACCUACGCAAGUUACUUCAGAAGCAAUGUUAAAAACAGAGAAUGACUAAACUUUAGGCAGAUCUGACACCAAUAAGUACCUACAUUGUACAACAAGAUGUAGAGGAUAAAAAAUGUGUUCAUACCAUUUGGUAGUCUAUUUAUUUAUAGGCCUCAUGACCUUAUCACACAAACAUCAUGUAUUUUUGAUGAGCACAGAUUAUUGUUUCACAUUAUGUAGUUUAUAUUUUUGAUUAUGAUAGUGUGUUUUAGAUUUUUCUUUUUGAGAGUUUUCACGCAUUGAAGUUAGUGAUCUGUUGUGUAUUAGACUAAAUGUGUGUUUUACAGAAAUGCAUGUAGUAAAAAUUAUGAAAUGAACUGACUUUAUUAAGGUAUUCAUAUAUGGAAUAUUAUUUUAUACAUAACAUAUAGAAACAUAAUAAAAUAUAAUUGUCUUCACAAUUUUUAAAGUUCAUUUUUGAUGACCAUUAUGUAGUAUACUGGAUGGAUGCCAAUCACUAUUGUAUAUUAAUAACAGUAUGAUUAAAGAUGUCAGUGAGUAGGCCACCAUGAUAAAAGAACAAUGGCCCUUGUACAUGUACCAUGAAUAAGAAAGAGUUGCACAUGUAUUUAUUAAGCAUACUUAACAUUCUGUUUAAAUGUCUUCAUUAGAUCAGAAAUGUUUUCAAAUAGCUAAAAUUGGUGUUAAUAAAUUAUGUCAGAAAAUUGGAACUAAUGUGAUGAAUUUUACCUGCAUAUACAUGUACCAUUGAAAGAUUUAUUAAAAUUUUCUUCAAAAUUGA
Messenger RNA from Saccostrea echinata, 2510 nucleotides. Its product is annotated as dual specificity mitogen-activated protein kinase kinase 1-like. The record is from RefSeq and is a predicted model, not a curated record. The transcript is spliced from 11 exons. Gene Ontology annotation, biological process: protein phosphorylation. NCBI's taxonomy places the organism in Eukaryota, Metazoa, Mollusca, Bivalvia, Ostreida, Ostreidae. The coding region runs from base 162 to 1385 and encodes 407 amino acids. Gene Ontology annotation, molecular function: ATP binding; protein kinase activity.